AUGAACAACGGCAAACGUUCUCUUCAAUCAGAAAAUCCUGAUGACAAUCGAAAUACGAAGAAAAGAAGAAAAAAUGUCACAACCCUUGAAGAUGUGAGACACGGAUACAUGUCUCUGAAUCCUAACUCAACUCCUCUAGGAGAGAUAACUAAUUCAGGUCAUUCACAAAGUAAAGAUGCAAGAACACAUAGACUGGAAAUAAGGCGGAUGAAAAAAUCUUGUGGAACAGUUGUUAAGAGACCCGACGUCACAGCUACUUCUACGAUGAGACCCAUAUCUACUGGAAUGGACUCACAAUCCAGUAUUAUUCUUAACCCUCAAAGCCAAGCAGAAGGGAGAUCAUUGGGGAAUAAUGACGCAACUCCUCAGCCAACUACAUUGGGGUCUACUGGAUUUCAGUCUCAGACCAGUCAAAAUCAUAACCCUCACAGCCAUGUUAAAGAUAAGACUAUGUAUCCUCCAAAGAAAAUGGCUAAAAGGGAUUUUCCAAAAAGUCAUUUCCCAGGGAGUUCAGUUGGGAAGAAAUGUGACGUCCCAAGUCAAUCUUAUGCAAAUCCUAUAUCUACGGCAUUGUAUUCUCAAACCAGUCAAAUUCUUAACCCUCACAGUCAAGUAAAAGAGCAUAUUUCAUACCCUCCAAAGAAAAUGGCUAAAUCAACAGAUACUGCUCAAGUUGAUUCAGAUGAGUCAGAUUCUGGUUCUGAAUUAUGGGAUUGCACUAGCAGCGAUGACGAUGACAACAAAUCUGACUCAGAUACAUUUGAGGAUGAUCAUGCUAAAAGGAUUGAAAGGCAAGCACGAAUCAAUAUGGUUGCAAAUCGUUUUGCACAGGUGUUUGGUUGUUUGACAAACAAAGAUUCACCUGUAGUUGACGUACCCGUGGUAUCAAGAGCAAAAGAAGAAGAGGACUAUAAAGAUGAUGGUGAUCUAACAAGACAAUGUCUGAAAUGUGGAGCUCUGUUUUGGUACAAUGAAAGGGUCAGUAAGAGUAGAAAUGCAAGAACUCCUGUGUUCACCAUGUGUUGCAUGAGAGGAAAAGUCCAACUUCCCCAACUAAAAGAACCACCUGAAUUACUUCGUCGGCUGCUUACAAAUGAUGAUUCGAUGAGUAAGCACUUUCGUGAUAAUAUCAGACCCAUAAACAUGAUGUUUUCCUUUACAUCUCUUGGUGGAAAGAUUGAUAACUCAAUUAACAAGGGUCAAGGUCCUAAAGUGUUCAAACUACAUGGUGAGAAUUAUCAUUUGAUAGGGAGUUUGAAACCUCCGCCUGACCACCCUGCAAAGUUCUCUCAGUUAUAUAUUCAUGACACGGAAAAUGAAGUUCAAAACAGAAUAGCUGCACUGAGGUUUAAUGCUGAAGAUGAAUGUCAAGAGCUCAGUUUGGUCUUAAUUCACAAUCGUCUAAAAGAUGGACGUGUUUACAAUCUCCCGACUUCUUCAGAAGUAGCAGCUUUGGUGGUUGGUGAUUUUCAGAUAGACAUGGACAAACGUGAUAUUAUUCUGGAAAAAUAUUCGGGAAAACUGAAAAGAAUCAACGAGCUGCAUCCUUGCUAUCUGCCUCUUCAGUAUCCAUUGAUAUUCCCAUAUGGAGAAGAUGGUUUUCGUUUAGGGAUUCAAAAUGGUUUCACCGGUAACGGCAAAAGGAAAAAGCCUAAUAUCAGUAUGAGGGAAUUCUUCGCAUACAGGAUUCAAAUCCGGAAUUCUGGUUCGCAAGUCCUUCUUCUAUCCAGACGUUUGCUGCAGCAGUUUUUGGUAGAUGCUUAUACAAUGAUCGAGACACACCGUCUACGGUACAUUAGGAAAAAUCAGGCUAAUCUACGGACACUGAAGUUUAGUAAGUUUGUUGCUGCUGCGAACGACGGUAAUACAACUUUGCCUAUUGAGGGUAACCGAAUUAUCAUUCCCUCAUCCUUCACAGGCGGUCCAAGAUAUAUGCAUCAGAUGUAUUUGGAUGCUAUGACUAUCUGCAAAUACUUUGGGUUUCCAGAUCUCUUCAUAACUUUCACAUGUAAUCCUAAAUGGCCUGAGCUGUCUAGGUAUUUUCAGAAAUACAAUCUCAGGUCCGAGGACAGACCUGAACUGUGUUGUAGAUUGUUCAAAGUAAAGCUGGAUUGCUUGAUGGAGGAUCUAACCAAAAAACAUUUGCUUGGCAAGACAGUGUCAGCACUUUAUACUAUCGAGUUCCAGAAGCGUGGGCUCCCACAUGCUCAUAUUCUUUUGUUCAUGGAUUCAAAAGACAAAUUUCCUAAUGCCGACGAUAUCGACCGCAUUAUUUCAGCCGAAAUUCCUGAAAAAACCCAAGAACCCAAACUGUAUGAGGUUGUAAAGGACAUGAUGAUUCAUGGUCCAUGUGGUGUUGUCAACAAAAAAUCGCCGUGCAUGCAAGAUGGGAAGUGUAGCAAAUUUUUCCCCAGAAAACAUGUUGAGAAAACUACUGUGGAUGCUCAAGGUUACCCUGUUUACAGGAGAAGAGAAGAUGGGGCUUUUGUUGAGAAGAAAGGAAUUCAGUUAGACAAUCGGUUUGUUGUGCCUUACAACAAGAGUUUACUACUUCGGUAUAAUGCUCAUAUUAAUGUGGAAUGGUGCAAUCAGACCAGGUCAAUUAAGUACUUAUUUAAGUAUAUCAACAAAGGUACUGACCGUAUUACAGCAACAGUUACUCAAAAGUCGAGCACAACCGAGGCUACUGGAGCUGAGACACGUGAAACAAAUAACCCAAGAGGAGAAGGCGAAACUACUACGGAUGAAGGUGCUGAAGCUGUAGUUGAUGAAAUAAAAAACUAUUUUGAAGCGAGGUACAUCUCUGCUUGUGAGUCGUCUUGGAGGAUCCUUGCCUUUCCCACCCAUUACCGAUCUACACCUGUAGAAAAUCUUACAUUCCAUCUAGAAGGAGAGCAACCUGUUAUUUACAAGGAAAGAGAUUCUGUGGAAAGUGUUUUGGCUCGUGUCCAGAAUUCAAAGACAAUGUUUUUAGCUUGGUUUGUUUGUUGUGAGCGAUACCCUGAAGCAAGAGAUUUGACCUAUGCAGAACUUCCAACAAGAUUCGUGUAUGAUGGAAAACAAAAAGAAUGGAAUCCAAGGAAGAAAGGUUUUGCAAUUGGAAGAUUAGCUCCAGUUUCCCCAAGUUCUGGUCAGAAAUAUUUUCUGAGGGUUUUGCUGAACAAGGUUAGAGGUCCACGGUGUUACGAUGAUAUAAAAACAGUAGAAGGGAUAGUUCACCCAAGCUACGAGGAUGCAUGUUACAAGCUGGGUUUGUUGGACGAUGAUAAAGAAUAUAUUGAAGGGUUGAAAGAAUGUUCUUUUUGGGCGUCCAGUGGUUAUGUCCGCAAACUGUUUGCGAACAUGUUGUUAUCCGGUUGUUUAUCUACGCCUAAGUUGGUCUGGGAAGCAACCACUGACAUCCUAUCUGAAGAUAUUCUCUACAUUGAGCGUAAGAAGCGUCAUAACCCAGGCCUCAUAAUGACCGAAGAAGAAAUUUUGAAUUGUACUUUGGUCAUGAUUGAAAAUAUCUUGCAAAGUAAGAAUAGUUCUUUGGCUAAUUGGGAGUCAAUGCCAAAACCCAUUCACACUUCUCAGGUUUUUGACGACAAUCAGUUAUUACAGCAGGAACUUAACUACGACAGAGACGAACUGCAGAUUAAGCAUGAUGAAUGGCUUCGUAUGCUGACAGAUGAGCAAAAGUCAGUGUAUGAUGAGAUUAUAGGAGCUGUCUUGGGGAAGAAAGGUGGUGUCUUUUUCGUGUAUGGUUUUGGAGGUACAGGGAAAACAUUUUUGUGGAAUAUUCUUUCAGCUGCCAUUCGAUCUAGAGGCGAUGUUGUCCUUAAUGUUGCAUCUAGCGGUAUCGCCUCCUUAUUGUUACCAGGAGGGAGAACCGCUCAUUCACGGUUUGGAAUUCCUCUAAAUCCUGAUGAGUUUUCUACAUGCAAUAUAGAACCUGGAAGCCAUCGGUCUGAAUUAAUAUCCAGAGCUUCUCUUAUUAUUUGGGACGAAGCACCAAUGAUGAGUAAGCAUUGCUUUGAGGCUCUUGAUCGAACUAUGUGUGAUAUUAUGAACACCACAGAUGACAAACCAUUUGGAGGUAAAACCGUUGUUUUCGGUGGUGAUUUCAGGCAGAUACUACCAGUCAUUCCUAGGGGAAAUCGAGCUGAUAUUAGACAGAUGUUCAUGAAGCCGAGGAGAUUAAGGCUUUUUCAAAAUGGAUUUUGGACUUGGGAGAUGGAAAGAUCAAUGAGCCAAACAAUGGGGAAACUUUGA
Molecule: messenger RNA, 4254 nt
Organism: Brassica napus (rape)
Lineage: Eukaryota; Viridiplantae; Streptophyta; Magnoliopsida; Brassicales; Brassicaceae
Exons: 12
Coding region: 1-4254 (1417 amino acids)
Biological process (GO): DNA repair; telomere maintenance
Molecular function (GO): DNA helicase activity
Source: RefSeq, a predicted model, not a curated record